GCCACGCCCUCUUCAUCCAAGGCUCCGCCUUCAGCCUUCACCGCACAUCCUGCUGAGGUCUCUGCACAUGGACCAGAACUGUACUGGAAUCCUCUGCAGGUAUUGGAGAUUAACCUUCCCGUAGUAAAGUCACAAGCACAAGUUCUGGUUUGUUGGACUGUGCUUGCGCCGCCUCAAUCACUGUGUGAUUAACUGUCAUUCUGUUAAAUGACCACUUGUGGGUGCUGGAUGUCUAUCGCUGAGACUGCAGUCCUAAUAAUAGCCACAAGAGGGCACUAGCCUCUCCUUCAGCCACUCUUCACCCAUCGCUCACACGGUUCGUUUCCGUGGUGUGUGCAUGGCUGCGUAGCCACUCUUUCUGUCUUCUGCUUUGCUCCAUAUAAGUUUGAGAACACAGGUUGUUGUAUUACAUCUGCUAUUCAUCAGCACAUAUUCUGUGAGGCUGUUGGCGAUGGGCCUUUUCUCGGGGUUUUCCGUUGGCUCAUUUGUUAAGUUGCCCAUGUCCUUCAUUGUCCACCGAAAAGGUGAGGUAACUGAGUCAUGAGUUAUCCUUUUGUCUCUACUCCAGCACCUCGGAUCAGGUAACAGUGAGGUAGAGGGAACGGUUUUCAAACUGAUUUAAAGAAUAUUUUAAUCGUGUAGGAAUAAUAGCCCUUAUAUAGUCUUCCCAAUUUAGGAGACCAUAAGUAAUUGGACAAUUGGCUGUUCAUGUUCAAAAGGGUUAACGCGAGGCCUAGAGUUGAUUCUAGAUGUGUCACCUAGAGGACCAAAGCAAUGCCAGUGUCGUUAAUACAGUCUUAAAAAACGCAUCAAUCUCAUUGAUUUCCAGAUCAUUCCGUUUCGCAUCUCCAGAUUAAGACAAGGCUUUAAAAGACUUUCAAAUAGUGACUCACCAAUUAGCAGUGCAAACUGUUAAACAGAACCUAGUGUAGGAUGUAGGCAUAAGUGUGUCAAAGAUGAGUUUAAAUACGCAAGCACUGCUUCAGAGGGGCCACCGCACGGCCCCGGUAAGCUUCGAGAACAGAAAGGGCAGGUGUAUUCUGGGGCAAUGUCUUCGCUAAAUAAAACAAAGGGGGUUUGAAUGUAUGGCUGCUAGUCCCUGCUGGAACUUGUUCACUUGUCUUUACUGAUGAUGUCCUUAUUGAUGAGGCUUCAACUGAAAAAGCCUUUAACAACCAACCUACUAACCUAGUGUUUGCACCUGAUAAGUACAGUGCGAAUCCAUUCAACACUGUCGUUUGAUGGACUUGGUGGUCUAUUUAUCUUAUGGUCUAAUAGGUUGUUUGACAACUUCAAUUUCACAGUGUGUUUGUGUGUUUACAGGGUGUGGGGACAGGGUGGAUGUGAGCCUCCAGAGGUUGUCUACAGACACCUGUUAGACAAAGGGACGUUAAGCCACAGGCUGAAUGAGCAGGGGAUUAGUCCUGUCUCCUGCCAAAGAGAAACGUGCCUCUCCUCUUACACACCGAUGACCAGCGUGCCUCUGACCCGCUCGUCCUCAACACCUGGCUUCCUUCCAAUCAUGCCUGAGGAGAUUAUUAUCCACUGAAAUAGACUUCAUACUCUAAGUAGUUUAGCGGUCUGUUGCUGAGUGUGUGUGCGUGUGUGUGUGUUACCUCUCUGACAUCCCCACAGUGCCAGUUGAGUCAGCUUUCCAUGUGCCUGUCUGAGUCAUCUAUCUCAAGGUUGCCUAGAGACCAUGUUGGGGGAGAUGUUUCCUUUUGCGCAAAGGCUGAUGUAGGUUUCCAAUAUUUAUUCAAGCCCUGCUCUGAGAGGGGAGGAGAAAAUCAUACAUUCCUUGAUUAUUGAGUGAGUGUUCUUCCAUCAAAAAAAAAGUACAUUUUUACAGUCCCUUUUUGUCAUGGUUAUUUGAUCUAGGCCUUCAUGUUUACCAGAACUAAUACUGGCUGUACACCAAGGGAGACUUUUUAAUGCUGUGAAAAUAUUUUAUUCUCAAAUUAGUUUAGGAAGUCCAUCCCUUGGUGUUAAACUCAUUCUUACCCAUUUCAAACCUAUAGGACUAUAAGAUGCUGUUCAUUCGUGGGUUUCACAGUAACUGAGCUGUGUCUCAGAGCAUACCUUCUUUAGAGCUGCAGCCUUCGGGUGAGCUGAUAACUGGCUGAGCAGAUUUCUGGGCUAAGUUCUAUAGCCCAGAGACACAUGGCUUGUCCAGAAAAAAAACAAAACCUGCUUCCAAAGACCAGUGGCCUGGAGACACUGCACAAUGGACUCUACGGGUCGAAUUUCCGAUAUUAAUCCUUAAAGAUCCCCUCACACCUGGUGAGUUUUUGGUGCUGCAAAUGGAAUGGGAUGGCAUGGCGAUCAAACUCUCAAGCCGUGAAGUGAAGGCACAGAUGUCCCUGGGGUGCUAAGCGCACUUAUCACGCUCUGACAACCCAUGAACAGGCUUCAUUGUGCUACGCAGAGCUUGGUUUAAAUUAUCAACAGAGUGUAGCCACUGGUCUUCAGAAGAUUUUGAGUAGACAGCAUCUGGCUCAUGGAAAAAGUGACUUAUCCCUCUUCCACAUUUUAUGACGGUGCAUGAAGCAAGCUUUAAUGACCUGCUCCCUGUCUCGUCUCUCAGCCAAUCAGGGCAGAGGAGGACUGAUGACAUCAGAGACGGCGUGACGUCAGUCACACACACAUAGCCCUCCUUACUUUUUCUCAGGUGGUAGUGAGCACUAUUACUGAUGAAGCAACCCCAUCACUAUAGAAGUGAACCCACUACCGGUGAAGAAAUGUCACUAGUGGAUAGUGUAGUAGAGAUGAUCCACUCCCCACUAUGACAAAACAAUGAUGGAUUUUUAUUUUUUUUUCCCCCUGGAUGAGAAACAACUGUGGCUCUAAGACUACAAGUCUUCUCAAAGGACAUUUUUACAAAUGAAUCCCUUCAUGUGCAUCAGAAAAGUUAACGUACAGUACUGUGCAAAAUUCUUAUCCAUCAUUAAUUUUUAUUUGAGCAAGGGAAUAUUAUUUCUCAGUCAGAAAAUACUGUAGACUAUAGAAGGUGUUUUCUAGUUUUUUUUUCUGUUUUUUAAUAAUACAUCCGAAUUUACUGUACUUUAUGGUUAUAGUCUAAAAAAGACACAGAGAAAUAAAUAUAACUGGUCGUCAUACCAUUGCAAAACAACAAAUCUAAUGGUGGUCUAAGACUUUUGCGUAGUACUGCAACUACAUCCCUCCGUUUCCAUCAAAUUAAAAGUUAUUUAUGAACUAAGAGUGACUGAGUUGGUAAAGUCUGAUGAUUUCUUAUGCGUACAGUACAGCCUAAAACAAACUAUUCUGUUUGAUUUAUCUGCAGUUAAAGUUUAUGAACAGGGUGUUUCUAGUUCUAGUUUUACGAGUUUAACAAGUCCGCUGUGAGUAAACAGUAUACCAUGUACUGGAUCAUUUAAAAGUAACAGACCUUUCACUUAAAAAGUGCUAUGCAUGCUUGUCCCAUUUCUAAUGCAAAGGUGUAGGGAAAUUUGAUAACGUUUGUACCGCUGGUGUGUUCGAUAAUGGUAAUGAAGUAAUCUAUACACCGCUACCUGCAGACGUUUCAGGACGGUCAAUGUUAGUCUGAUGUAAGCAACAUCACGAUUCACAGUACUAAUGCUUCAGAAUUAUUCUGCACGACGCCUUAAAUGCAUAUUAAAACACUCCGUUUCAGACCCUCAACCUAGUGCACGUCGCCUAACAAAUGUCCAAAUAGUUUUUUCCACUGUCGUGCGCUCCACGGUAAAGCGCGAGCUGCCCCCCGGAGCCCAGUCCAAGCGGAGUCCUCGUGCCAUUGGUGGGUGCAAUGCUACGUGGACGUAAGACAGCAACAGGUACCCGCGCAUGUGACCGUUAUCGGUUCAUUCUAGGAAAACAGUCUCUGUCAAGAAACCUGCGUCGUGAGAAAACGACAUGAAGAGUGCAAAUAUUGCUUUUUUUUAAUAGUCCGUCAUUUGCACCGGUGACUUUUGAAACAAGUUCUGAACAAUCCAUCUUAACGGUAAGGCAUCUUUUUCUGUCUAUCGGUUUCUUUUUUCUGCGUUUUUCAGUUUCAGCAAAAAGCUUAUUCACGGUGUGGUUCGUCUGACUCUUGAUGUGGCAUGUCGGCAUUGUCCGGAAAUUGCAAGAGUCGUAUUGUAUUAAGCAACAGUAACCUUUCCUAUUUAUAUGUGUUCAUUCACCUAGCAUUCAUAGAUGCUUUAGAAAAUAACAAAAUGAGAAAGAGUUAACUAAAGUACUGACGUAAAGGAAGUCCUCUAUCAUAUUAAUAUGCAUUACAUAAAUAUCAUUUUCAAGUGACAAACAAGAUCAAACAUUAAACGAUCCGUUCCAAAUGACAUAAAAAUUGUUUAAACCACUAAACGCCAAGUAUUCUGACUGAUUAAGCAGUUUUCAGUUUGUGUUUGUUUAAAUAUAUAUUCUCACACAAACCUGAACGGGCAGUUAGCAGUGUUUCCAUGGUGUUGCUUUGUCAGUCACCUUGCACAUCAGGGGCCUGCACAGGGGCCGUGGGUGGAUCCGGCAUGAAGUCCAAAGCCAAGGGGUCAAAAAGGACAAGGCGCCCGUGGCCAGAGCAGGAGCACCCUGACUUCCCUCUGGAGACGGAGCCGGGCUCCAGCGAGCACGAGGGCUCCGAGGCAUCCCUGCAACUCGAGGGAGCGUGGAGAGCGGCGCGGAAGGAGGGCGGCGCGGGGCCAAGGACACGCCGGCGCCGGCGCCGGCAGCGCAGCGGCGCCAAGGAGCGCAACGUGCGGCGUCUGGAGAGCAACGAGCGCGAGCGGCAGAGGAUGCACAAGCUGAACAAUGCCUUCCAGGCCCUCCGCGAGGCCAUCCCACACGUGAGCCUGGACAAGAAGCUCUCGAAAAUCGAGACGCUCACGCUGGCCAAGAACUACAUCAAGGCCUUGACCGCCAUCGUCCUGGGCAUGUCCGGCGCCUGUCUGCCACAUGGCGAGGGCCAGCCGGACGCCAGCGGCCCCAAGAUCCUGCAGUGUUACCAGCGGCACCUGGAGCACGGGGAUCAGGGUGACCUGGCCAAAUUCCUGGACCGGAUACACAGCUUCAGCCACAGCGGCUAGCGUCAGC
Molecule: messenger RNA, 5064 nt
Organism: Electrophorus electricus (electric eel)
Lineage: Eukaryota; Metazoa; Chordata; Actinopteri; Gymnotiformes; Gymnotidae
Source: RefSeq, a predicted model, not a curated record